AUAUAUAAACUCUCAAAGCACUACGUGAAUAUCACAGAAGAUACUGGUUUUCGAUUCUCAAAAGAGAAAAGAAAAAAGAAACUAGUUUCGUGCUGAAGAGGGUGAGCGAUGAAUCCAAGAAAGAAAGAAUCGCUGUUUCUGGGCUCUCUGUUUCUUGCUGUACAGUGUCUUUGCAUGGUCAAGGGCGAUGUUCAUUUUUAUGACUUUGUUCUUACAGAGGAAAACUUCACAAGGUUGUGUAGCACUGAGACCAUGUUAGCCGUAAAUGGCAGUAUUCCUGGGCCAGUAAUACGUGUUCACAAAGGGGAUACGAUGUAUGUCAAUGUUCAUAACAAAGGAUAUUAUGGGGUGACCAUUCACUGGCAUGGUGUAAAGCAACCAAGAAAUCCAUGGUCAGAUGGCACAAACUACAUCACGCAAUGUCCUAUUGAACCAGGAUCAAACUUCACCUAUGAGGUCAUUUUUUCCACCGAAGAGGGAACACUUUGGUGGCAUGCUCACAGUGAUUGGACACGAGUUGGUGUUCAUGGUGCUAUUGUUAUCUUGCCUGCUAUUGGAACCACUUAUCCAUUUCCCAAACCAGAUGACGAAGAGAUCAUUAUACUUGGUAUGUUAAUAUUUUUGUCCAUUCCUCAAAUUUUAGCUAAACUAACCCAAUAUACUCUACUAUCAAUAUGGAGAAGGGGGGACUCGAAGGUGCUAGUGGUGGUGAGUGAGGGAAUGGUGGUAAUAUUGGCUUGUCUUAGGCCUCUUGUGGCGACCCCUUCAACAUCAAAACAAGGUUCGUUGUACAGUGGAAAUUUAAAAUCUUCGUUGGAUGAGGAUCUACACUCUGGUAUUGACUUGCCACAUUCUGUCGCUUACACUAUAAAUGGCGAACCAGGAGAUUUGUGCCCAUGCUCUAAAGAAACAACAUACCGUUGGAUGGUUGAAUACGGCAAGACCUAUCUUGUUCGACUUGUCAACGCUGCUGUGUCUGUCGAUCUAUUCUUCGCAGUUGCUCAACACAACCUCACAGUUGUUGGAACAGAUGCACAUUAUACCAAACCCAUAAACACUAGUUACAUCAUGAUAAGCCCAGGACAAACAAUGGAUAUCCUACUCACAACAAAUCAGAGUCUUGGCCAUUAUUAUAUUGCUGCUCGACAAUUUUGGAGCCAAGAUGCCCCGGCUACAUUAUUUGACCCAGUCAAUGCCACCAUGAUCCUCCAAUAUAAAGGCAAUUAUACUAUCCCAUCGUCCCCUACCUUUCCAAGUAAUCUUCCCUUUUACAAAGACUUGCGAUCUGCCAUAACAUUCACAAAUCUUUUUAAGAGCUUAGCAAACAAAGAUUAUCCUGUAAAUGUCCCCCUAAACAUAACUACCAGAAUGUUUAUAACACUUUCCAUGGGCGGCAUUAUUUUUCAUAACCUUACAUCAACACUUGAAGCAAAGGCUACAAGCGCCAAUAACAUAAGUUGGUCCAACCCAACUACAGAUGUAUUGCUUGCUUACUACAGGAACAUUAGUGGGGUUUACACUACAGAUUUCCCAGACCAGCCCCCAUCUUAUUUUAACUUCACAGGAGACGAUUUUCCAUAUACCUUAACAGAACUUGGGACCAAAGUGAAGGUGUUGAAUUAUAAUGAAGCAGUUGAGAUGGUUUUUCAAAGUACCAAUUUGGUGGAAGGCGCAGGGCUUCAUCCAAUGCAUUUGCAUGGGCAUAGCUUCUAUGUGGUUGGAUCAGGUCCUGGGAUCUAUGACAAUGUAACCGACCCAAAAAGUUUUAAUCUGGUUGAUCCGGUUGAAGUGAAUACCUUCGGAGUUCCUAAGGAAGGAUGGCUUGCCAUUAGAUUUGUGGCAAACAAUCCAGGUGUGUGGUUUUGGCAUUGUCAUUUGGAUAGACAUAUGACGUGGGGUAUGUCUUCUGUUUUUAUUGUAAAGAAUGGGGACACGACUGAGACAAGUAUUCGCAAGCCCCCUCCUCAAAUGCCUCUAUGCGAUGCUUCAUUUAGAUUGCGGCUCGAAAACAUUGAUGGAUUGGAUCAAGGAAAAGAAAAUUAACCAAUUUUUAGUUAAAUGCAUUCAUCUAAAUGCAUUUCAUCUACUUAUGUACUCUUUGUUUAUUAUUUAGACUCCUGUAAACUUCUAUUGGGAUUAGUACCCUAAAAUCCUAUUAUAUGCCAUGUAUGAUAUUAUGUAUGAUAUUAUGUUGUGGUUAAUAAAGUUGUUUUAUUAUUA
Messenger RNA from Quercus lobata, 2220 nucleotides. Its product is annotated as laccase-14-like. Gene Ontology annotation, cellular component: apoplast. The transcript is spliced from 7 exons. The record is from RefSeq and is a predicted model, not a curated record. Lineage: Eukaryota; Viridiplantae; Streptophyta; Magnoliopsida; Fagales; Fagaceae. The coding region runs from base 109 to 2043 and encodes 644 amino acids. Gene Ontology annotation, molecular function: hydroquinone:oxygen oxidoreductase activity; copper ion binding. Gene Ontology annotation, biological process: lignin catabolic process.